Perkinsus marinus ATCC 50983 is the source of this 345-nucleotide messenger RNA. RefSeq lists its product as hypothetical. The transcript has 3 exons. Lineage: Eukaryota; Perkinsozoa; Perkinsida; Perkinsidae. The record is from RefSeq and is a predicted model, not a curated record. Bases 1 to 345 code for a protein of 114 amino acids.
AUGGCAUCUCAUCUGCUGUGGGGCCUGUGGAGCGUCAUUCGAGCGCCGCAAGCGCCGACUUAUGAUGACUUUGACUUUUUAGUGUACGCGAAAUUCCGUUUCGACUCCUACUUCCGUAUGAAGAGUAUAAUCCUGGCUCAUGAUAAGGAGGCGGUGGAGGAGGAGAAGGAGGAUCUGUUGAAGGAGCAGAUGGAGCGUACGAAACGCAGUGAAAAGAUGAUCUCGGACAUGCGACCGUACAUUGGUUUCUUCCGUGGUAUAGAAAUCGGUGCCGUUGCCCUGUCCAUUGGCCUUUCCCUCGGUACGGUGUUCGCCAUUCUUAACUACCGCCCAAGAACACUGUGA